AUGAAACAUCAAUGGCUUUUGUCACUCAUGGGGCUCUGCGGCAGUUCUGCCAUGCCCGUAGGUCCUACUUCGAAAUUCCUCACCGAAGCUAGUUCCAAGUAUGUUGUUAAUGGGACGGCGAUCCCCGAUAUCGAUUUCGACCUUGGAGAGUCGUACGCCGGUUUGAUGCCCGUAACCAGCAGGCAGAAUGAAACGAACAACUUGUACUUUUGGUUCUUCCCUGCCGCCACGAAGGAAUUCAGGGCCAAGAAGGAGAUUGUCAUCUGGCUAAACGGUGGUCCCGGCUGCUCUUCCCUCUUUGGCCUCUCCCACGAGAACGGUCCGUUUCUGUGGAAGCCUGGCAUGAAAAAGCCGCAGAAGAAUCCUUGGGCGUUCAAUCUCUUGACCAACGUGGUUUGGGUCGAGCAGCCUGUUACGACGGGGUUUUCCAGGGGCAAGGCCACCGCCAAAAAUGAAGACCAGCUUGCAGACCAGUUCCUGGGUUUCUGGCAAAACUUUGUCAAGACGUUUGACAUGAGGAAGCACGACAUUUACAUUGCUACCGAGGCCUACGGCGGCAUGUAUGGUCCAUAUAUUGCCAAACACUUCAUCAAGAGUCCGUGGUACACCUUCAAGGGCCUACUGAUUUACGACGGCAUCAUGUUUGACCGCCACAUUCAAACCAACGUGGUGGUGAGCAGUUACACAGACAUGAACCGCGAUAUUUUGCCCGUCGACGACGAUACUCGGCAGCCAUGGCACAAUACCGCUCACGACUGCGGCUUCACGUCGUACGAGAAGAAGUACCUACAAUACCCUCCUGCUGGCCCACCGCCCACCCACGCUCCUGGCUAUGAGGAAGGCAGCGGAGGGUUUUGGUAUCCUCGUCGAGCCUGCGUUGAUUUGUUUGCCAACGUCUUUGACAAAAUAACGGAGUUGAACCCGUGUGCCACCAUGUACAACGUCAUGAACAAGUGUCCGCCCCAGUUCGACCCCAUCAAGGGCAGCGACAGGCCCUGGUUCGACCGUGAGGACGUCAAGGAGGCCAUCAACGCGCCUUUGGAUGUGAAGUGGGCGGUGUGUCGGGACAAGGUCUUUGCAAACGCGAGAGACGAAUCGUAUCCGUCUGGCCGAGAUGUCCUGCCGUAUGUUAUUGACGAGACGAACAACGUCAUUAUUGCGCAUGGCGCCAUGGAUUUUUAUCUGCCCAUGAAUGGUGUCCUCUUGGGGAUCCAGGGCAUGACUUGGGGUGGCAAGAUGGGAUUCCAAACAGCACCCAAGGACCCCUUCAUUGUCCCAAAGUACAACGACGGACCUUCUUCCAGCAGCUACGCGCACAAUUUGCCGUCUGGUACUGGCGUCAUCGGCACAACCCAUCACGAACGGGGUCUCACAUUCGUGGCUACCCAGCUGGCGGGCCAUGAGGGUCCUGGCGAUUCUCCUGCCGGUGCCUUGCGUCAUCUUGAAAAACUGACCGGUCGAGUCGACAGCUUGUCUUCCCAUGCGCCGUUCACACUUCCGGAAAUUCGCCAUGUCGCGCAGCCUCCUGGGGAGGUCACUAAGGGCGUCGUUCCCAUUCCCUGUUUUGGCCGUGGCUGUUGA
This is a messenger RNA of Metarhizium acridum CQMa 102, 1581 nucleotides long. RefSeq lists its product as uncharacterized. Gene Ontology annotation, biological process: proteolysis. Gene Ontology annotation, molecular function: serine-type carboxypeptidase activity. NCBI's taxonomy places the organism in Eukaryota, Fungi, Ascomycota, Sordariomycetes, Hypocreales, Clavicipitaceae. The record is from RefSeq and is a predicted model, not a curated record.